UUCAAGCGUCUCAGCAGAUUCAGCAAGCUACUGCAAAUGGCAAAGAGAUACUGUCCAAUCCCAGGCUCAUUCCUGUUCAGGGGACCUUGAAUGUAGUGAUGAACCAGAACGUGACCCUCUCCUGCUACCCAGACUCUGGAUCUCCACCUGUCACAUACACAUUGUUUAAACACAAUCAGAAGGUAUCCACUUUAAAUAGGCCAGACUUGAUCCCCGGUUUGUUUAACUUGACCAUCAGCUCUGCCAGUGACAUGGGUGAAUACAAAUGCAAAGCUGAAAAUAACAUCCCUGGUGGUGGAAAAUACAGCAAUAGUCUCAACUUCACCCUUAUAGAGCCAAUUUCCAAACUAGUGCUGAGCUCACCCACCUCUCAAGUGAAGAAAGGCCAGAAAGUGACCCUGUCGUGUCUCUCAGAAACCGGCUCUCUUCCUAUCACAUACAUAUUCUUCAAAGGAAAACAAAACAUCUCUCCCCCAGUGAAGAUGCAGAAGAGGGAAGCAGCUGUGAUUCAUCUAUUUAUCAAUUCCUCUAGUGACUUGGGAACCUAUAAAUGCAAAGCUGAAAAUAGCUUUCGCAAUAAUACAAAAUACAGCAACAGUUUCAACUUUACAUUAGCAGACGAGAGAAGGCAUUCUCAACCCCUGCUAAUUUCUCUUGGGCUGGUCUUGCUACUAUUGCUGAUAGGAUUUGCUCUGGCAAUUCCAUUUUUCAUCAUUCCUUCAUAUAAAGCAAAAAAAUUUAAGUUUACUAGGUCCUCAACUGCCCUUACUUCAACAAUGAAUGCAGAAGAGUCUGAAAACUAUGUCAUAUACACAGAGAUCGAGCCUGUUAAACCAGAAGAAGACUAUGUCAACUUUUCUGUUACUAGAAGAGAAGAUGAAAAAGAGAAGAGGGCAUGCGCUACAGUCUAUUCAAAGGUCCUCAUCAGAGAUUGAGUACAAGGUAAGAUCUCUUUUGCAAUUAACUUAUGCAUUUUUAAAGAAUCUUUCAGUCCUCAGAUGUACCACCAAGUCUGCACAGAAAGAGAUGAUGUUUAG
This is a messenger RNA of Balearica regulorum gibbericeps (East African grey crowned-crane), 1037 nucleotides long. The record is from RefSeq and is a predicted model, not a curated record. NCBI's taxonomy places the organism in Eukaryota, Metazoa, Chordata, Aves, Gruiformes, Gruidae.